UGGGGCGAGGCGAGGCGAGGCGAGGCGAGGCUUGCCGAAGAGAAGCCGCGGCCGGGGCUGGGCCGGGCCACGGGCGGUGGCGGCGGGACCAUGGAGGCUGCGGCCGCUGCUCCGCGUCCCCGGCUGCUUCUUACCCUGUUGGUGGCGGCGGCGGCGGCGACGCUGCUCCCGGGAUCGGAAGCAUUGCAGUGUUUCUGCCACCUCUGUACAAAAGAUAAUUUCACCUGUGAGACGGAUGGUCUCUGCUUUGUCUCAGUCACUGAGACCACAGACAAAGUUAUACACAAUAGUAUGUGUAUAGCUGAAAUUGACCUAAUUCCUCGAGACAGGCCAUUUGUUUGUGCACCAUCUUCGAAAACUGGGGCUGUUACUACGACGUACUGCUGCAGUCAGGACCACUGCAAUAAAAUAGAACUCCCAACCACAGGACCUUUUUCAGAAAAGCAGUCACCCAGCCUUGGUCCUGUGGAGCUGGCAGCUGUCAUUGCUGGUCCAGUCUGCUUCGUCUGCAUUGCACUUAUGUUGAUGGUCUAUAUCUGCCAUAACCGCACUGUUAUUCACCAUCGUGUGCCGAAUGAAGAGGAUCCAUCACUAGAUCGCCCUUUCAUUUCAGAGGGCACCACCUUAAAAGAUUUAAUUUAUGAUAUGACAACAUCAGGAUCUGGAUCAGGUUUACCAUUGCUUGUUCAAAGAACAAUUGCCAGGACCAUUGUGCUGCAAGAAAGCAUUGGCAAAGGUCGGUUUGGAGAAGUUUGGCGAGGCAAGUGGCGGGGAGAAGAAGUUGCUGUGAAGAUAUUCUCUUCUAGAGAAGAACGUUCGUGGUUCCGAGAGGCAGAGAUUUAUCAGACUGUAAUGUUACGCCAUGAAAAUAUCCUGGGAUUUAUAGCAGCAGACAACAAAGACAAUGGUACUUGGACUCAGCUCUGGUUGGUGUCAGAUUAUCAUGAGCAUGGAUCUCUUUUUGAUUACUUGAAUAGAUACACUGUUACUGUGGAAGGAAUGAUCAAACUUGCUCUGUCUACGGCAAGUGGUCUUGCCCAUCUUCACAUGGAGAUUGUUGGUACCCAAGGAAAGCCAGCUAUUGCUCACAGAGAUUUGAAAUCAAAGAAUAUCUUGGUGAAGAAGAAUGGAACCUGUUGUAUUGCAGACUUGGGACUUGCUGUGAGACAUGAUUCUGCCACAGAUACAAUUGACAUUGCUCCAAACCACAGAGUAGGCACUAAAAGGUACAUGGCCCCGGAAGUUCUAGAUGAUUCCAUAAAUAUGAAACAUUUUGAAUCCUUCAAACGUGCUGACAUCUAUGCAAUGGGCUUGGUGUUCUGGGAAAUUGCACGACGCUGCUCUAUUGGUGGAAUUCAUGAAGACUACCAGCUGCCUUAUUAUGAUCUAGUACCUUCUGAUCCGUCAGUUGAAGAAAUGAGAAAAGUAGUUUGUGAACAGAAGUUAAGGCCAAAUAUUCCAAACAGAUGGCAGAGCUGUGAAGCCUUGAGAGUGAUGGCUAAAAUUAUGAGAGAAUGUUGGUAUGCCAAUGGAGCAGCUAGGCUGACAGCUUUGCGAAUUAAAAAAACAUUGUCACAACUCAGCCAACAGGAAGGAAUCAAAAUGUAACUGAAGCUCCGUGGGAACUUUGCUCUCUUGUAUCUGCUCCUGAGUGUGUGUGGGAGGUCGGUUGCUCUACCUCACUGAGAGAACGGAGGCCUUUGCCUCCUCUUGCUGCAGUGGAAUAUGGUCAAUUGAAAGCUUCCCGGGGUUGCUCUGGGCCCAGAGGCAGCCAUGGCUCCGUUCUGUGCACUAUGGAUGGAUGCUUCUUCGUGGACAGUUACACAAUGUUGUGUAGUCUGCUUGUUUCUGUUAACACAGCUUGUUUUACAAGAUGACCACCAGCCCUUUGGGAGUGCUGUGCUGUUGGCCAUCCUAUGAGGGUGAAGGGGCUGGAGCGCUGACUUAGAUGAAGCACUUCUAGUUUUCACUCCUGGUAGUACAUUCUAGAGGAUUCCAACCACUAGAGUUUCCUUGAUUUGCUUUGAAUGUACUGUUCUAUAAUUUUUCAGGAUCUUAAACUAACACCUUAAACUCUGUAGUCUAAGAAAUAUGACCUCGUGUAGGCAGGGGGGCACAGUUGAUCAGUUGUGUCUGUGUGCUGCUCCUGCUCCUGCACUUGGAACACAACACACCUUAAAUGUGGGGUUGUGCUACACCAGUAAGUGCCACUUCUGCGUCUUUCUAAAUAGAAACAGAACUGCUUUAAGUCUGUCAAAUCCUGUAUCAUGUUCAUUCAAACAGUUUAUUUUUCUGGAUAACCUAAACCUUUUCUGGGUUUAUUUUUGUUUUUAAACACUUUUUGGGGUAGAUGUCAUUCAGUAUUUAUGCCUUUCUCCUACCCAAAUGUGCUUGAACCACUGAGGCAAUGAAGUAGCAUUAAUAAGUAGGGACUGCUCAUGUGGGAAAAUCCCCCCACUGAGCUCUGGAGCUUUGCACUUGAGAUGUGUUUCCUGAGUUUAUUUUUAAAAGUUAAGUGGCACUCCAGACACGCACAGUGCUUUAUGGAUUUAAUCAUUGUGACAUACAGACUCCGUCUGAAAGGAGAAGUUUGUCUACUGCCUUGUGAAAAGUUGCGUGCUAUUCUGUAAGCCAUUUAUUUUUCUUUAUCUGAUCAAAGACAGUGUUUUGUUUUGUCUUGUUCUGUUCUUUCUUUUGUGGAAAGGGUUUGCAUUUAAAAUUCAAAUGUGGUUAAUGUUAAAUGAUAGGCCUUUUUCUAGGAAGGCAGAGAUAGCUAAUUUGAAUAUACAACAGGUGUAGGUGACUUUCACAUGUAGCUAUAAGAGUUUGUGGAUUCUGUCUUGGGAAGAAUAGAGUUAGUGGUGCUUUGAAGUCUCACUACACUUUGAGGAAGGCAGCUUUUAAGCCGGUCUUUUUUGUUGUAACUGCCUGAUUUACAUGGUGGCACUGAAUUUAGUGCACCCUUGAUACUAGGAGAAGUGGCAGCUAGUAGCCAUUCUGAGUAGAGGCUCUCUUCAUGUACUCUUGGUCAUAUGAAAUGUCAAAGUCAGCCUAUUCUCUCCAGUGCUGGAGUUAGCUGGUUCAAGCCUUCGGUUUUACUUCAGUGCUGUCCAGUCUUUGCAGGGCUCCUGUGGCUUUUAAAGUUGUUUUUUUUUUUUUUUUUUUUUUUUUUUUUAUCACUGUGAUCAUAUUCUAGGGGGAAAAUGUUAUCAUUGCUUGAGACAAGAUGUUGAACAUCGUGAUACCAAUUCCUAGAUAAAAAGGUCAAAAUAACCUGUAGUGUUUAGCCAAGACGAGAUUGUGACUGUUGAUAUGAAAUGGCUGCAUUCUGUUAAUGUCUUAUCUCAAACCUAGCAUAAAUUUGAAGACUGGUCUUAAACCAAAGUAACUGUAGAAUGAAUGACAUGUUUCCUAGGCAUUAGUCUCAGUUUCAUGCAUUUAAAAACAUCAUGAGAGAAAGUGCUUAGAGUUUAGUGGUUUUGAAUACAAAUUUGAGUUUUUCCGUAACUAUAAAUGAUUUCAUCAGCAUUAAGUAGUGAGGGUUUUUUUGUUAGAGUUGUGUGUGUCACCUACUUAACAUGCUCUUGUGUUAUGAUCAGGUACUUUUGGGGCCUUUGUUUUUUGUUUAUUCUAUUCCUAACCCUUUGAGAUCUGCUUUAUAGAAAUCCAGGGGACCAAUGCAUUUUAUCACUAAAACUUUUCAUGUAAUUUUAAGACCGUACCAAAAGUUGUCUGAGUUAAAGUUGUAAUACAUUUCUCACUUUCAUACAAGGAAAUGGGUUUUUACUGAAAACACUUCUCAUCACAUCAGAGGUGAAGAAUCAUUAUGUUUUUGUCUCAGUAGAUAAAAUGUGCUUUUGAUGAAUCAGGGAAAUUUUUAAAGUUGGAAUUUUGUUCUCAAUUGAGUUUACAUGUUUGCAGCUAAUUUUUUGUCUAGGGAUAGUUUGAUAAUCCCCCGGUGGCCAAUACUGAAUAUGAAAAUAACUUAAAAGCUGAGAUAGGUCAUGGUUAAUAUGACUAUGACUAUAGAUACAUCUAAUUAGGAAAAUACUUUUAUGUCAUUUUGUAAUUAGUCUAUCAUUUAUAUUGCUUAUCAAAGAUCCUCUCCUGUCCCUUUCCAAGAUGUAAUGUGGCUAAAACAUAGCUUCUGACAAAUACAUAUCAUCUUGUCAAUACUGUGGCUGACCGAGCAUGAGGGAAGUAUGACUGACUAAGGCUUAGACAACUUGUGUUCCUUAAAUCUUGAGUUCUGUUUUUCCCACUCUGCUGGCCCCUGUCUGAAAGACUGUUGCCCCUCACCCCACCUCCAGCCUUUGGACAUAAGAGCUGUUCUUGAGACCUAAAAUGAAGUGGAAGCUAUGUGACAUUCUCCCACUUCCUUGAGUCACUGGGCAUCACAGCGAGUGAUGGUACAGAUAUAGGGCUGGGGAUGCUCCUGCUGGUAGCGCUGCUUUGAGUUAGACCUGUGCAAAGAGUAGGGUAACAGGCAAGUGGCAGUGGGAGUUGACCUCAGAAGCAGUGGCCAGCUGUGUUUCUAGUAGGACAGGACAGUAGGAUGUGAAGAGCUGAGCCUAUAAUCCUGCUACUACAGUAGCACUCAAGAAGUGCCUUGAGGCCUUGUGUGGUGCCGUGGCCAUCAGGAAUUCCAGACGUUGGUUCUCACUGCAGAUUUAGUGGUCAGUUGACCAUUUUGCUAUCCAUACAUGCUUGACUCUCCCCCUGAAAACUGUCAGAGAUGUAAAACCAAUGACAAAGUGCUAAUUAACAUGCACACCAAAAUCUGCCCAGUAGACGUAGCGAAAGCUUGUGUUUUCACUCCACGUACUGAAAGAAUGAUUGUAAAUCAUUUCUUUGUUCCUUGGUCAUGGGAGUGUUCUGGCUCCACAUCGUGGAGACUCCAGAUGUUCUGUCACAGCCCAGCAGAACACAUUGAUGUGUGGAGACGUGGAAAAAUAGUUCUGGAAUACAGUGCCAUGUCAUGUGUUGAAACUUCCGUGGGCCUCUCUAGGGAAGCUGUGGGCUGUCGGAACAUUAUUUUCAAUCCUUGUUAUGCACUUACUUGUAAACAUUUUUAAAAUAUUGUAAUAUUCAGCCUCUUCUUAAAACUUAAAGUGGGUUGCUUUUAUUUUUUCAAUGAAAUUUGUGAGUUGAAUAUCAUGAACUGUGUUUUGAUAAUCCCUUUUUCACAUUGUGCCAAUGGAAUGGAGUAUUUGAUUUUUCUUUAUAUGUCAAGGAGAUGCUUCAAAAUGUCAUUUGCUUUAAACUUAAAUUACCUCUCAAGAGACCAAGGUACAUUUACCUCAUUGUGUAUAUAAUGUUUAAUAUUUGUCAGCAUCCUCCAGGUUUGCAGUUUUAUUUUGAUAAAGUGUGAGUAUUAUGUUGCUAAGUUACUCAGAUGGUACUGUAUUGUUUAUAUUUGUACCCCAAAUAACAUCAUCUUUACUUUGUUUUCUGUAUUUUAUUGUAUUUGUGCAAAAGUCUUUUGACUCUGUUGGUGUGAUCUCUGCCCUUUCAGAUAUGUACAGAUGUCCAUAGAAAUUUGCAUUUAGGUUGAAUGAUUUUGAGAAGCCUGUGAAGAAGAAAAAAAAAAAACUGCAUUUCCCCAUAAGUUUUUAAAAUUGUACAUUGUAUGUGUAGUAAUAUUCCAGAUGAACUGUAAAUAGAAACUAGGGAGAUGCUUAAGUUUCGUCCUAACACUACAGUAGAAAACAGAAGCAAUGCAAAUAAACUUACUUUGUCCCACCA
Messenger RNA from Psammomys obesus (fat sand rat), 5745 nucleotides. It is a transcript of the gene Tgfbr1, whose product is annotated as transforming growth factor beta receptor 1. NCBI's taxonomy places the organism in Eukaryota, Metazoa, Chordata, Mammalia, Rodentia, Muridae. Gene Ontology annotation, cellular component: plasma membrane; activin receptor complex. Gene Ontology annotation, molecular function: transforming growth factor beta receptor activity, type I; activin binding; activin receptor activity, type I. The record is from RefSeq and is a predicted model, not a curated record. The transcript has 9 exons. Gene Ontology annotation, biological process: protein phosphorylation; heart development; nervous system development. Bases 91 to 1608 code for a protein of 505 amino acids.